This is a messenger RNA of Saccostrea echinata, 3937 nucleotides long. Its product is annotated as receptor-type tyrosine-protein phosphatase kappa-like. Lineage: Eukaryota; Metazoa; Mollusca; Bivalvia; Ostreida; Ostreidae. The annotation marks the transcript as partial. The transcript is spliced from 26 exons. The record is from RefSeq and is a predicted model, not a curated record. Gene Ontology annotation, biological process: protein dephosphorylation. Gene Ontology annotation, molecular function: protein tyrosine phosphatase activity.
AUCAAUGUGGCCAUCAAAACUACAAAUAACGAAACAUGUUUCAUCGGUAAAAUAACAGAAGCUUCCCCUCUUGUGUUCUGUAAUUAUAUUUUGAGAACAGGAAGUUUAAUCAUUUCCUUCUCAGAAAACCAAAGUAUUUUUGAAAUAGAAGUUUUUGGAGGACGCAAUGUUGCACUAUGGAAAAAGACGUCACAGACAUCAGAUUACAAUAAUAUUUAUACAUCUGACAAAGCUGUGGAUGGCUGGGAUAGCGGAGGCGAUAUGUCGAAUAACUCAUGCACACACACAUAUGAACGAGAUGAUCCUAAUGGUCCUUCUUGGGAGGUUGAUCUUGGAAUCCCAUAUUCAAUUAUGUCAGUCCGCAUAGCAAAUAGAAAAAAUCUUGAAAAGAGGUUGAAUGGAUUUCAGUUAUUUGGAAUAAGCUUAACAAACCUUAAGCAGUUGAUGUAUACAGAACCAGUAAAUGCUACUCCAAGAAAUCCAGUUUGGGUGGAUUCGUCAAUUAUGAGAACAUCUUUGUACCACACAAUAAUCAUUGAUGGAAAAAACCUAGUUCUGUACAAAGGCGGCUACAAGAUUCUCACUCUCUGUGAAGUAGAAGUGUUUGCUUGCAGAUUAACUGAAAAUGCCGGAGAAGACUGCAUUGGUUUUUGUCCAAAACAUUGCCAGCAAACAGAAAAGUGUUUGAAUGAAAAUUUUACAUGUCCUAAGUGUACUCCUGGAUGGAAGGGUCCUCAUUGCACUCAAGUUGUUUCUUGUGGAAGACCAAAUGUAGCCAAAAGAAAUAUGUCUCUUUCUCCUGAUUAUUCUUCUUAUAAAUUUAAUACAACAGUAACUUUUACGUGCCUCAAAGGAUUUAUCAUACGAGGAUCUACACAAGCUGUUUGUGGACCAAAAGGGAUUUUCAUUAAUCAUGAUGAUUCUAGAUCUCCGUCAUGUGAAGCUGUGACUUGUUCCAAUCCUGUCAAUCUAUCGAAUAUAAUAAAGAUUCCUUCAAAAGCGAAUUAUAACUACCAUGAGAGGGUAAACUUUUCUUGUGUGAGAGGAUACUUUCUUCAAAAACCGACAACAGCUGUGUGCGAAACAACGGGUUUCCGGUAUACAAAUGAAUAUCCACAUUGUACAGCUAUACAGUGUAAUGAAACGGCUAUUGUAAUUUCUCACAUAAUCAUAGACGAGAGGAAAUCAUACAACUACAACGAAACAAAAACAUUUGACUGUUCAGAGGGCUUCAUCAGAUAUGGAUCAGCAACAGGAACAUGUAAAGACACAAACAAAUUUCUCUUUUCCUCCGAGUAUGGCGUCCCAUCAUGUAAAGAAAUGUUUGACGAAUUUAGUGAGGAGAAGGGAGUGUAUUUAUUUUUCCCCUUUCUCUUAAAACAUAAUGAGCACCCUUGCCAUUUGUGUAUUUGCUAUCUUUUCACAGCCAUAACGUGCAACGAAUCAGCUAUUAGAAUUGAAAAUCUCUUGAGGAAUGCAACGGCUAUCUACAGUUACAAUCAAUCAAAAGAAUUUAAGUGCAAAGAAGGUUACGUUAACACUGGAUCAAACGAGGGGACGUGCAAAAAUCAAGAUGGUUUUGAAUAUUCAUCAAAACUUGGUGAACCAUUUUGCAAAGAAAAAGAUCAUUUUCAAUCAAUUAUCGGAGCAUUGUCUGGAGGGAUACUCGGUGGAAUUGGUACAUUAGUAUUUAUUAUUAUUGCACUGGUACUCCUCAGAAGGAAAUCUUCAAAUGUAAAAGCAAUUGCUGCACCCUGUCCCCCAGACAAUGAGCAAAUGCUAAGCAACUUAGAUAAUCAAUAUGCAGAGGUCAAGAAGCCAUCGAGAAAGAAAAAAGGAACUACAGCCUCAAAACUUAAAACAGAGAGUAACGAUGGAUCACAAACCUAUUGUAACGUGAACGCCAUAAAUGAGGAUAACUGGAAUAUGCCAGAUCAGAACGUUUACUAUGAUUUUUCACCAGCGUCAAAUCCAUCGGAAACUGCGAUCAAAUUAUUCCUGUUCAAGGACUAUGUGGAGAACAAGAAAAGAGAAAUCAAUUUUUUCAGCGAUCAGUUUAAGAAAUUUCAUAGAGGUCUUCAGUUUUCGGCUACGGCUGCUGUAGCGUCUGGCAAUAAGUCAAAAAACAAAUACAAAAAUAUCUAUCCAUACGAUGAAACACGUGUUAAACUGAACACGGAAAAUGAACAUGCAAAACCAGAUUUCAUCAAUGCAUCUUUUAUACACGGAUAUGGAAAAGUAAAGGCAUAUAUUGCUGCACAAGGACCUUUGGUGGAUACCAUUGAUGACUUUUGGUCAAUGAUUUGGAAUGAAAAUUGUGAGAAAAUUGUGAUGCUAACAAACUUAACGGAGAAUAACAAGGUAAAAUGCAUCCAGUACUGGCCUGAGAAAGACUUAAUGAAGAAAGGACAUCUUAUCGUAGAAUUUGUAGAUAUGGAAGAGUUUUCAGACUUCACAAUUCGAACAUUUUGCAUUAAAAAGGAAAAUGAACAGAGAAUCAUUCGACAUUUUCACUUUACGGCAUGGCCAGAUAAAGGAGUACCAAUUUAUGCCUCUUCUCUAGUUCAUUUUCACUCAAAAGUGAGAAACACCACAGCCCAGGGCAAGGGACCUUUGGUUGUACAUUGCAGUGCUGGGAUUGGUAGAACAGGCACUUUUAUUGCGUUAGACUUCCUGAUUCAGGAGGCCAAAGAAUCUGGCUUUAUAGAUGUGUUUAGGUGUGUGGAAACAUUAAGACGACAACGGGUAAACAUGGUCCAAACUUUGGAGCAGUAUAUAUUUCUUCACGAUGCCUUAGUGGAAGCAUUAAUGUGUACAUCCUCUGAUCCUUCCACAACCGAAUUUACUCAGAUUUAUGCAGAUCUGAUGAAAGUAGACCCAGAGAGUGGCAAAAGAAAUCUUGACAAAUAUUUUGAGAACCUUUGUACUGGCUGUGCUGAAAUCCCUCAAGCCGCCUACGACUUCGCUAAAAAACAAGAAAACAGAAGAAAAAACAGAUACAGCAAUAUUUUACCAAUACACACCGCAAUGCCGAAGAUUUGGGAUGAAAAAUACAAGACGAUCUACAUCAACGCCGUUUUCCUGCCGGCCUACAAAAACAGGCAAUCAUUUAUAGUCACACAGAUGCCUCUCAGAGAAACUGUUGUUGACUUUUGGAGGCUGGUUUACCAAUAUCGUGUUUCUACCAUCGUCCUCCUCAGUGAAGUAGAAGAAAAUUCGUCCGAUUUGAAACAGAACAUUGGAAAAUAUUGGCCAGAAGGCACUGAUAGUAUUCAGUAUGGACCUGUUACCGUAACCAAGGAAAUCUCAAGUUCAACAGAUGGAGAUGAGAAUUACAGUGUUAUUAAGCUUGUCUGCAGUUUAGAGAAAGGGGAAGAAAGGCAGAUCAAAAUAUUCAAAUGCAAUUUCUGGAGAGAUUCCGAGACAAUUCCUUCGUCAAUCUCACCAAUUUUGAAGUUAAUAAAUGACGUAGAAAUGCAUCAUAAUAAGAACAACACAGGCCCUAUCAUUGUUCAGUGCAGAAAUGGGGCUGAGAAAAGCGGCUUGUUUUGUGUCUUGCAAGUCGUGUUGGAAAGAAUGAAAAUAGAACAAGAUGUAGCCAUCCAUCAAGUUAUUCAGCACAUGCGAAGCGUGAGACCCAGCAUAAUUUCAAAUGUGGAGCAGUUCAAGUUUUGCUAUGAUGUUGUUAUGGAAUUCAUGAAGCAAUAUGACGCCUAUUCCAAUUUCCAAUGAGACAACUUUCCUUAUCUUUUCUAAGAAGUAAAAUAUCACAUUGUUAAAGUGCUGCUUUGUUAAAAUUUAGGUUAUCUGUAUUAAAUUCCAUUUUUAUUAUCUAGCUUGUAAUUAAGAUUUUGUAUCUAUUUAAUGUAUAUUAGAAGUUAUAUCUCUUUGAAUGUAGUCAAUAACUUAGCAAUGUAUUAUGUCUAAACAACUUUAA